Molecule: messenger RNA, 831 nt
Organism: Penicillium paradoxum
Lineage: Eukaryota; Fungi; Ascomycota; Eurotiomycetes; Eurotiales; Aspergillaceae
Exons: 2
Coding region: 1-831 (276 amino acids)
Source: RefSeq, a predicted model, not a curated record
AUGACCAACAGCGCUUGGCGGGUGCAGAAUAGUGCAACUCCUCAAAUCACGGCUAUCUUCCGUACAAGCUGGCUCCUCGUAGCCCUGCAAGCCCUACGCUCCUCGGCUGCAACGCCCACACUACCAGAGGUCCUGGAGGUGGACCUGAUAUUCCCACGCAACGAUACCUUCGCCCCCACCGCACUGACGCCAGUUGUCUUCGCCGUGCAGAACUCCGAUCUCAUCUCAAUCCUCGACCUACAACUCUCAUGGAAUAUCAGGCCGAUCAGCAGCGAACGCUGGGGUGUCUCAGACGGUAUGAAACUGAACCUGGGCGAGACCUACAACGACACGUACUUCGUGCAUAGUUCCACCGAGCAGCUGAACAUGGAAGGUAUCUGGAGACUCAGUUGGACCCUAUCAUUUCUGAACUGCACCUCCGUAAAUGGCAGUGCUCAAAACUCCCGCUUCGGCAUAGGUGAUGAGCUUUACUUCAGCACCAGAAAUGACACCCAGGCGCAGGACCUUGCCGCCGCGACGGAAGAGGGCACUUGCGCUAAGCUGCCGUCGUCUACGUUGAAUGUUACGCGCUUGUUAGAUGCCUCGGGUGGAGAUUACCCUGAACGCUCCUCGUGUGCGGCUAUUCCUUCUUCAGCGCCUGAACCUAGUCCUUGUAAGGUUAAGAUGGAUUCGGCGGCUGCAUUGAGUCUGUCUGCGUCGAUUACGGCAACUGCAUGUGCCCGCACAGGUGCUAUGAUCAAAUGCUCGGGUGCAGCCUCUGGAGUACAAUCCUCGAUCUGGAAGGUGUGCGUGCCAGCUAUCUUAGGUUGGCUUGCCCAUAACCUUGUGUGA